AUGGCCGAAGAUAACAACAACAUGCAGCCGGACGUCCUCAGCGCCCUGGUUGCCGAGAUACGAAGUCUGAGAGAAGAGAAUUCCCGAAGAAAUACCCUGUUUGAAGAACGUUUUAUUGCCCUGGAACAACACCAGCAAGCCCGUUCGUCUGAACUCCUAGAGCCAAUGCCAUCUGUCACCCCGGCUGUCCCCAUCGAGGACACCCAUGUGGGCGCCAAUCACAACCCUCACCCAACCAAGCGCCCCAAAUUACGAGACAUCCCUAAAUUCGGCGGCGACAAGGCCCAGUGGCGAAGCUGGAAACUAGAAACCGAAGGAAAGCUACGAGUCGAUAAAGAAGCCCUUGGAGAUGCAGAAGGCCACUUUAUGUACAUCUUCAUGAGCCUAGAAGGCAAGGCUAAAGACAACGUGACCACAUUUGUGGAGAUGCAAACCGAGAAGAGAACGUUCAAUGUUGCUGAACUACUCAACCGUCUCGAAUUGCUGUACGGGGAGAGGGAUCGCAAGCAGAGAGCUACACGCAAUCUGCAUUCGAUUAAGCAAGGAGAGAAUGAACCAUUCACGUCCUUUUACCCCCGCUUUGAGAGGGAGAUCGCCAAUGCCAACGCCGAGUAUUGGCCAGACGACAGCAAGAUUUCCUACCUCCAGGAGGCACUAAACGACAAAAUGAAAGCAGCCCUCAUAGGCUCUGACCCCUCUGCCAUCAGCAGCUAUGUUGGGCUGGCGAGGAGGUGCGAUUCGCUGAGCAGCCAGAUGGAACUGUUGGACGUCAGGGUGAACGGCACAGACUUUGUGCCAUCUCUUGUCGACUAUGGCUGCCUCUGCUACGGCGCGGUCAGCAAGCGCACAUUUCACUCUCUCCAGUUGCCACAUAUACGCGUCCAGCCGCGCAUCUUGGAGAAUGCAGCGGGAGACGGCAAGGAGGUCAAAAUCGACAAGAUCACGUAUGUGUCGAUCGACCUCGAUGGACAUCAGCAGCAUCGUGUUUUCAUGUACGUCAUCGACGAUCUGAACUGGGAUAUGAUCCUGGGUAAACGAUGGAUGGAAGACCAGGAUGUUCACAUCCAUGCGAAGGAAGGAUAUCUCGAGAUCGGGUCCAAUGGAGUCCAAGUACGAGACCGACGACGUUACCAGCCUCCUCAGCUAGACGUCUCUAAUGUCAUGGCCGCAACCUUUUUAGCAGAAGCACGCCGUGACAAACGCAAAGGCGGCAUUGGAGUUCACUCGGUCACAAUGGCGGAUAUUGACAAGGCCCUAAGACCGAAACCGAAGACUGACGUAAUGGAGAAGCUGCCACCACAGUACCACAAGUGGUCUCGAGCUUUCUCUCAGCAACUGGCCGACCAGCUGCCCCCUCAUCGGCCAGGUGUGGACCUGAAGAUCGAAGUGCUGAAAGACGAGCAUGGCCGAGAGGAGCCCCUACCCUGGGGACCGCUUUACAGCAUGUCCCGCGAGGAGCUAUUGGUGCUACGAAAGACCCUCACAGAACUACUCGACAAGGGAUUUAUUAGAGUCAGCAGCUCGCCAGCCGCAGCACCAGUCCUUAUGAGGGACCGCUAUCCCUUGCCUUUACUGAGCGAGACCUUGCGAACGAUAGCCAAGGGUCGCCCUGGCGACGAAGAAAAGACAGCCUUCAGAACGCGCUAUGGAUCCUUCGAAUGGCUGGUAGUUCCAUUCGGCCUGACAGGCGCACCAGCAGCCUUUCAGCGGUAUAUUAACAGCGUGCUCCAGGAUUACCUCGAUGAUUUUGUGUCAGCGUAUAUCGACGAUGUCCUGAUCUUCUCCUCUGGAAGCCUGCAAGACCACCGCGACAAAGUCGGCAAGGUCCUCCAACGACUGAUGGACGCUGGGCUGCAACUGGACAUCAACAAGAGCGAAUUCGAAGUCAAGGCUGUGAAAUACCUUGGGUUCAUCAUCGAGGCGGAGUGUGGGAUCCGAGUCGACCCAGAGAAGGUUGAGGCUGUGAAGGGAUGGGCAACCCCGACGAAUAUUAAAUCCGACGUGCCAUUCCGUUGGGAUGGAUUGUGCGAAGAAGCCUUCGAGAAGCUCAAGGACCUGUUGAUCACGGCCCCGAUCCUGCACACUUCCAUCCAGAAAGGAGACUAUAGGAAAGCGGACGCUUCAGGAUUCGCGUCGGGAGGCAAACAUUCGGCAGCCGAAGCGAACUACGCUAUCCAUGACAAGGAGCUACUCGCCAUUCUCAGAUGUUUGGAGCAGUGGGAACCAGAGCUACGGGCAGUAGAGCACUUCAAGAUCCUAACGGACCACAAGAACCUGAGAUACUUCUACUCGGAAAGGAGGUUGACAGAGAGACAAGUGCGGUGGUCGGAGUUCCUGUCCAAGUUCCAAUUCAAGCUCGAAUGGAGGCCGGGCCGCAAGGGCGGAUUGCCUGACGCGCUCUCGACGGGACCAGGAUAUGCCGGCAAACUACUCCGAUGA
This is a messenger RNA of Hirsutella rhossiliensis, 2439 nucleotides long. RefSeq names its product reverse transcriptase (RNA-dependent DNA polymerase) domain-containing protein. The record is from RefSeq and is a predicted model, not a curated record. NCBI's taxonomy places the organism in Eukaryota, Fungi, Ascomycota, Sordariomycetes, Hypocreales, Ophiocordycipitaceae. The coding region runs from base 1 to 2439 and encodes 812 amino acids. The transcript has 6 exons.